UUCUUCGCCAUAUCAAUCCUUCCGUUGACUUUUUGAAUCUGAUAGUUUAAACCCCUCAUACCAUGGUCCUUGUCCCAUGACCAAAACCUCCGCCUAUUCUAUGACCAUUUUCCUCCCGACAUGAACGCCGUCUCCGGCUCCGGCACUGGACAUGGCAACGGCAGGGACUACAUCGGUGGACUCGGGUAUGGGAUUGGCGUCUCUGUCGGAAUCCUCCUUCUCAUCACUGCCUUCACCCUAGCUUCCUACCUCUGCACACGCGGCCUCCAGGUCCUCCAUCCUACCGGGGUCGGCCGCCGCCCAGCCCAUCAGCCCCAGACGCCCCUUGAGGAGCAGUUCACGGUGGUCGAGGUGGGGCUCGACGAGGCCACCAUAAGGAGCUACCCGAGGCUGCUCUAUGCAGAGGCAAUGGCAACGAAGGCCCAGCAGAGCCCACGUUACAGCUCAACCGACACAUCCUGCUGCUCGAUCUGCUUGAUGGACUAUAAGGCGGCAGACGAGCUCCGAGUGCUGCCCGAAUGCAGCCACCUCUUCCAUCAGAAGUGCGUGGAUCCGUGGCUGAGGCUGCAUGCGACGUGUCCCGUCUGCCGGAACUCUCCUAUGCCAACGCCGUUCUCCACUCCUCUUGCGGAGGUGGUCCCGCUGGCGAGCCACCGCACAUGAGCUGUCGUCUUACAGCGCCCCCGAUCGAAGGAUAUUUUUUUUUUCCCCCGAUGUAUUUCUUAGGUGGACUUUCCGGUUUGAGCCAUGAGGCCCUCUUUUUUCCCUCCAAAAAAUUAAUUAA
Messenger RNA from Punica granatum (pomegranate), 784 nucleotides. Lineage: Eukaryota; Viridiplantae; Streptophyta; Magnoliopsida; Myrtales; Lythraceae. The record is from RefSeq and is a predicted model, not a curated record.